GUCUUCAAGUAUUCAUGAUGGAAAACAAAACAACAAUAUUGCCAAAAUCGGUUAUAUGUUUUGCUGUAUUGGGACUCAUGCUCAUUUUUCAGAUAAUUGUUUUGCAAGAUGCAAUUAUGUUAUCAAUUUCAAAGCAGGAUUUGGACCGGGAAGCUAACAAUACCGCAUUAAUCACGUGUGACCGUUCUAAUAAACUUUAUGAUAUAUGUUCAAUUAAAGGUCCAACACUUUUAGACCAAACUUCAUUAACUCUCUUUAUGUUGGGAAACCAUACGAGAAACCAACACCACAUUCAUGAGAAAAUUCAACCUUACACUCUCAAAAAUGAUAAACCUUCAAUGUCAACCGUUAGAGAAUUUACACUCACAUCAUCUCCAUCAAAAGUAUCUCAAUGUGGUGUCAUUCAUCAUAGCCCGGCGGUUAUUUUCAAUGCGCGUGGUUACAACGGAAACUUCUUCCAUGAAAUAAGUGACAUAUUCAUACCACUCUACAUCACCGUCAAUUCCUUAUCUCUUGAUCAAGAUGUAAUACUUGUGAUCGUAGAUGGUAUGCCUUGGUGGUUUCAAAAAUAUGUUGAUUUAUUAUCUACAUUUAGUCCCCGUCACAAGAUCAUCGACACAAAUAACCUAACAACCACUCAUUGCUUUCCAUCGACAGUCGUAGGGUUGAUAAAGCAUGGACCGGUAACCAUAGACCCUAAGUUGCUACCUUACCCUAAAACCCUUCUUGAUUUCAAAGCAUUCUUGAAAAGUGCAUUUAUAAAAAGUAACACCUCGUUAAUGUAUCCUAACGAUAAAGGUAGACCACAUCUCACAUUUGUUAUUAGAAAAGGAAGUUUUACUCGUGUAAUUUUGAAUCAAGAGGAAGUCAUCAAGUUAGCUGAAGAAAUCGGAUUUCAUGUAAAUGUGUUCGAUCCAUUAAAGGACCCUUCACUUUCCAGUGCUUAUAGGUUGAUUCAUUCGAGUCAUGUAUUGUUAGGGGUGCAUGGUGCAGGUCUAACACAUUUAUUUUUCCUUGCACAAGGCUCAAUGGUGGCUCAAAUUGUGCCUAUUGGACUUGAAUGGCACUCAAAAACUUGCUUUGAAAAACCAACAAAGAUUCUGGGGUUGAAGUAUGUUGAAUACAAAGUAAAACCAAAUGAAAGCAGCUUAUCAUGGGAGUAUGGAACUAAUAGCUCAAUAGUGAAUGAUCCACCAACAUUUAGUGAAGGAAAUUUGAAUAACGAAGAUUUAUACUUAAAGAAACAAAAUGUGAAAAUUAAUUUAAUUAGAUUUAGAAAAUACUUGACAAAAAUAUACGAGAAGGCCAAAAUACUUAUGAAUAAUGCUAGUUAAAUGGAUAGAUAGUUAGAUUUUACUGUUAAAAAAGUACUUACACUUCAAUCCUCUU
Molecule: messenger RNA, 1389 nt
Organism: Vicia villosa (hairy vetch)
Lineage: Eukaryota; Viridiplantae; Streptophyta; Magnoliopsida; Fabales; Fabaceae
Product: xylan glycosyltransferase MUCI21-like
Exons: 2
Coding region: 15-1334 (439 amino acids)
Molecular function (GO): glycosyltransferase activity
Source: RefSeq, a predicted model, not a curated record